Messenger RNA from Penicillium argentinense, 483 nucleotides. RefSeq lists its product as uncharacterized. Bases 1 to 483 code for a protein of 160 amino acids. The transcript is spliced from 2 exons. Lineage: Eukaryota; Fungi; Ascomycota; Eurotiomycetes; Eurotiales; Aspergillaceae. The record is from RefSeq and is a predicted model, not a curated record. Gene Ontology annotation, molecular function: iron ion binding; heme binding; monooxygenase activity.
AUGGAACUCAAACUGGCCAUUGGGACUCGAUCUGCUUCUGAAACUUUUCACUACGAGCGCGAGCAGCGAAUACUCCUAUUUUUCCUCGAUGUAGUGGAUAAACCGGGAAACAUUUUUGAGCAGAAUCCCCUUUUCGCACGGGGAAUCGACACAAUUGAGCCCGAAAAUAUAGAGGCCGUUCCAUCGGCACAAUUCACCGGUUGUCAUCGCCAGGACAGCUCCUCACUAACCAAUUUUGGACUUGGAUUGCGACCCCCUACUUUCGCUCCCUUGAUGGGAAGUGGUAUAUUCACUCAAGACGGCAAACAGUGGCGCCACUCGCGGGAACUUCUACGACCACAAUUCAUGACCAACCAGCUUAAUAACUCUUUACAAAUAAUGGGUGUUUUGAACAAUCUCAUUCUAUGCAUUCCAGAAGAUGAGGAAGUUGACUUACAGCCCUUAUUCUUCCGCUCACUUUUGAAACUACCCUCUUCUUACUAG